AUGGCCGGUUCGCAAUUGGAGAAGCGAGUCAAAUACAAGGAUCCUGGAACUCCUGGUGUCCUACGAAUAAUUCAAAGCUUUAACUGCAGACUCACAUCAAAAGGAAUGAGUCGUAUCUUUGAGUUUGAAAGACAUGCAUGCUUGCCGUGGUUUCAUCAUGAAACCAAGGAGAUUUGGUGUAGAAUGAUUGAUUUGGAAGGGAUCCAUGCGACUGCAGAACGGUCUGACUUCUGGGGAUUGUCCCUCGUGGCUGUAGACUGCAGCAUUGUCUAUCUGUCUCUCUAG
Molecule: messenger RNA, 285 nt
Organism: Arabis nemorensis
Lineage: Eukaryota; Viridiplantae; Streptophyta; Magnoliopsida; Brassicales; Brassicaceae
Source: the annotation of a GenBank genome assembly